Camellia sinensis is the source of this 576-nucleotide messenger RNA. The record is from RefSeq and is a predicted model, not a curated record. Lineage: Eukaryota; Viridiplantae; Streptophyta; Magnoliopsida; Ericales; Theaceae.
UCCCAACAGCAAAGUCUCAAUCUACUACGACAAAGUGGAAGUGUAUGUGUUCUAUGACAAAGACAAAUUGGCGGCCAGCGCUGGCCAACCUUUUUUUCAGCCUCAUAGGCAUGAGACUCAUUUGGAUGAAAAACUUGUGGCUCAAAAUGUGACAUUGACUGGGAAGGUGGCGAAAGACUUGGGGCUUGAGAAAGCGGCAGGGAAUGUGGAAUUGGAUGUUCAGAUGAAGGCGAAGGUGAGGUUUAAGUAUGGAUCGUGGAAGACAGGACAUCGGAGAUUGAGGGUUUUCUGUUCACCUGUUUUUGUGCAGUCAUCCAAGAAGAAUUCACAGACGACAGACUGUCACGUUUCACUAUAAGCUGCUGCAGAGAGUGCAGUUGUGUUUGCUUGGAUUUCUUAUGAGGAUUUUAUUCUAUUAAUUUGAUGAUUCUUGUGAUAUUUUCUUUUCUUAAUUUUUUUUUUCUUUUUGGAAUUGAAUGUUGUGAUGAUUAUUGUUGUGUUUAGUGUUUCCCUAUACUUUGUAAUAUGUUUGUUUGAUGGGAAAUUGAGUUCCAGAUUGAUAGUCCGAUUCUGAUA